Molecule: messenger RNA, 1895 nt
Organism: Astyanax mexicanus (Mexican tetra)
Lineage: Eukaryota; Metazoa; Chordata; Actinopteri; Characiformes; Acestrorhamphidae
Gene: gpr82
Product: G protein-coupled receptor 82
Exons: 2
Coding region: 642-1715 (357 amino acids)
Biological process (GO): G protein-coupled receptor signaling pathway
Cellular component (GO): plasma membrane
Molecular function (GO): G protein-coupled UTP receptor activity; A1 adenosine receptor binding
Source: RefSeq, a predicted model, not a curated record
UGAUUUAUGAAGUGUGUGUGUGAAAAACUGUAAUUAGUGUCAUAUUCAAGGUCCUUUACAACAAUGAGAGCAGAUCUAUGUACACACAGUUUAUUUUAGCAACAAUGAUGACAAGCUGCAUCCUGCAGUACAAUAGACUUAUCUUCAGUGGAGAAAAUGCAGAAAAUGAUUAAUAAGGCCUCUAACAGAAGCUUAACUCAGGCAACUAAUAACAGCAGUGAACAGAUAGUGCCCUCUCCUGGUGGAACACUGCUAUAGAUGAUUGUACACACAGUGAGGUAUUAAAGAAAACACAAUAACGAUUAAUAAUUGUGAUUAAUAUUAUAUUAAGUUUAAUGGUGACCACUAACUAAAUAUAUGACUAUAUCAUAACUUAAGAAACAGUAAAUCACACAGAUUUGAAAGCUACAAAACAAACACACUACCUGAAUAUUAAUUGUAUACAAAAGAAGCAUCUAACCACGCACAGAGCGCCUAGUUUAGAAGUGAAGGAAGGAUGUGGUCAAAAGAGAACCUGCCUAGUUCCCUUAUGAAAAGAACAAACCCUCCCCCCUUUACUGCUCUGGAGGUUUAAUGAGAACACUGCUCAUGAGCACAGCAUCAGAAAUUAAGAGGAAACCAGCAGGAACACAAAGCCCACUAUGUCAGAACAGAAUGAUAAUGCAACAAAUCUCACGGAAACCAAAGGAGCAGCCGGCAAUGACAGUUUAAGAUGUCUGCUGGUGCCUGAAGACCACCUCUUCAGUGUUCUGCCAUGGCUGUAUCUCUCGCUGGCUAUCGUGGGCUUCCUGGCUAAUGGACUCGCCAUGUGGGACCUCCGGCGUUCCGAGAAGACGCCGACCGUCAUCUUCACCUUAAAUAUAGUGAUGUCGGACCUUAUGGUCUGCUGCAGUUUCCCCUUUAGAGUGGCCUACUACAUCUCUGGCCAUGGAUGGGGGUCUGGAUCCUCAGUUUGCCUGACGGUUGAGUUUUUUAUGAUCUCUUGCUUUUACAUCAACCUCUAUUGCAACAUGUCUUUCUUGCUGUGGACCAGCAUCAACCGCUACGCUACGGUGGUACAGCCGCGCUGGGGGAUCUUCCAAGCCUUCAGACAGCCAAAGCUCUGCUGGAUCAUCUGCAUCGUCACCUGGAUAUUCGGAAUCAUCGCCAUAAGUGGAUCAAGGGGAUAUGCAGCGAAGAUGAAUACUUCAGAACAAAGACCGAAGACAUGCUUCGAAAAGGUGAUGAACAAAGGAAUGGAGCACCUUAAUGUUCUUCGUGGCAUGGGUGUGGGAAUGUUCUUCUUCAUCCUGGGCUUGAUGCUGGUCAGUUACAGCCUGCUGAUCUUCCACUUGCAGAAGGUGAGAGGAGGAAGCAUGGUGGGGGCGGGGUUUGGACCUGGUGGAGGCCUGAAGGUGAGGAGGAAAAUCCUGGCCUCUGUGGUUCUGUUUGUGGCCUGCUUCCUGCCCUACCACGUGCAGAGGAUCAGGAUAAUGGCUUCACCAGAGACAGAAGACUGUCUGCAGAAGCAUGAAAACAUGAGGGUGAAGACUCUGACCAUCUUGGUUGCGGCUCUCAGCUGUUGCCUGCAUCCAGUGCUGCACCUGAUGCUGCGCCUGCCCUGCUGCCGCGUCAAACGCAACGCGAGAGCCCCUCCCAAACCAGAAAUCACCAGAAGCCAAGUCACGCCUAAUAUACAGGCCACUGAGCUGACCCCGAACAUUAGAUACGAGUAAUGAUGAGACUCUGAGUUAGAAAAGGGACUACAAAAUGAUUAUUUCAGGGCGAAUCAUUGCUGAUUUUUUAGGAAAAAUAUUUAGGAAAAAAAAACGUAUAGGUUAACUUAUAGGAGUCUUCAAUAAUAUGUGGAUGUUGGGCAGAGCUGUACGAUUUUCUAAUAAACUGGAAUCACAAUA